This is a messenger RNA of Hyphopichia burtonii NRRL Y-1933, 684 nucleotides long. Its product is annotated as adenylate kinase. Bases 1 to 684 code for a protein of 227 amino acids. NCBI's taxonomy places the organism in Eukaryota, Fungi, Ascomycota, Pichiomycetes, Serinales, Debaryomycetaceae. Gene Ontology annotation, molecular function: AMP kinase activity; ATP binding. Gene Ontology annotation, biological process: nucleobase-containing compound metabolic process. The transcript has a single exon. Gene Ontology annotation, cellular component: mitochondrion; cytoplasm. The record is from RefSeq and is a predicted model, not a curated record.
AUGUCAAUGUUACGGCCAUUGAGAUUAUUAUUACUCGGGGCUCCUGGAUCGGGCAAAGGCACUCAAACUUCAAAAUUAUUAAAGCUGUUCCCCCAUAUUCAUUCUUUGUCCUCGGGAGACGUCUUACGAUCCCAAAUCAGUCAAGGUACUAAAAUAAGCAAAACUGCCUCAAAGUAUAUAAAAGAAGGUAAAUUAGUUCCUGAUGAUGUUAUGGUUGGGUUGAUCUCGAGCCACUUCAAGCAGCACAAUUGGUUAAACUCAGAAACCAGCUGGUUAUUAGAUGGUUUCCCUCGAACUGCAAAUCAAGCCGUGGAGUUGGAUAAUUGGUUAUCGGAAACGCAAAAUAAUAUUAAUUUGGUGGUUGAGUUAGAUGUUGAUCAAAAAGUUAUCUUGGAUAGAAUUGAAGCAAGAUGGGUUCAUAUACCCAGUGGUAGAGUCUAUAGUUUAGAUUAUAAUCCUCCUAAAGCCCCUUUCAAAGAUGAUGUUACAGGUGAACCAUUGAGUAAAAGAGACGAUGACACAGCAGCAGUCUUCCAAAGAAGAUUAGAUCUGUACAACAAACUUUUGGGACCUUUGAAAGAUUUCUACUCCAAAAAAGGUGUUCUUCAUACUGUCAGUGGUAAUACUUCUGAUAUAAUAUUUCCUAAAUUAGAAAGCUUAAUAAAAGACAAAUUUCAGAAAUAG